Molecule: messenger RNA, 1991 nt
Organism: Lynx canadensis (Canada lynx)
Lineage: Eukaryota; Metazoa; Chordata; Mammalia; Carnivora; Felidae
Gene: RMI2
Product: RecQ mediated genome instability 2
Exons: 2
Coding region: 13-471 (152 amino acids)
Biological process (GO): regulation of sister chromatid segregation; negative regulation of double-strand break repair via homologous recombination; maintenance of rDNA
Cellular component (GO): nuclear speck; cytosol
Source: RefSeq, a predicted model, not a curated record
AGGUGGGGAAGCAUGGCGGCGGCGGCUGUGAGGGCAGCGGACUCCUUCGCCCGCGGCGGCCCAGCGGCUGUGCGGCUGCCGCGGUCGCCGCCGCUCAAGGUGCUGGCCGAGCAGCUGCGGCGCGACGCGGAGGGCGGCCCGGGCGCGUGGCGGCUGUCGCGGGCGGCGGCGGGCCGCGAGCCGCUGGAGCUGGUGACCGUGUGGAUGCAGGGCUCGGUGCUGGCGGCGGGCGGCGGCGAGGCGCGGCUGCGGGACCCGAGCGGGGCCUUCGUGGUGCGCGGCCUAGAGCGGGUCCCGCGCGGGCGGCCCUGCCUGGCCCCAGGAAAGUAUGUGAUGGUGAUGGGAGUGGUCCAGGCGUGCAGCCCUGAGCCCUGCCUUCAGGCCGUGAAGAUGACCGAUCUUUCCGACAACCCCAUCCACGAAAGCAUGUGGGAACUGGAAGUGGAGGAUUUACACAGGAAUAUUCCUUAGAUGACAUUGGAACCACUGCUAAAAACAGCAGAAAUCCUGAAACAAUUUAGGUUCCGACAUCAUGUGGAUUUCAUGGGUACCGUCCUAUGUCUAUUUCUUAAAAGUUUCUCAAAGAGCUUAGCUUCGGUUGACCAAGGACUCCGGAGGUAGGAUUUCUAAACGCUGGGACACUCCACUUAACUCGGCCCUCGUGCUCCUUGCUUUGACGACUGUUUGCAGAUGAAAAGCAGAUGUGUGCUCUGUUUUUGUUUUUUUGCUUUUGUUCCCUUUUGGUUUGCGUGUGCUAAUUCCCUUUAAAGCCCGCAGAAAUCUCAUGUUACAUUUUCCACAUUUUACGAGUGCUGAUAACUUUUUCUGUUGCUGCUGUGACCCUGUUUUUACGAUGCAGAAUCUGAAUGUCACUCCUUGCCGGUGGUGAUUUAACUGUGGUUGUGGGCAGGGAAACAGACUUCCGGAAAUGGGAAUGACCUCGUGGCCCGCCUCUUCUCCCAUCGACAACUUCCAUAUCCAGUUUGCAAGUCAGACAGCGUUUUCCUGCUGUGGACACCAGCCUCUCAGAGACAGUAGACGGUUCUCGUCUCUGAACCAUUUAAGGUACAUUCCUUGGAGAUAUGGAUGGUAACACCUGUCAUUCUUCCUCACUUGGAGAUGUUGAAACACUCGGAAAGUUUCUUGUUGAAACUAAAAUCAAGAUUGAGAAUGACUUUUAGGCAUUAACUAAACUUCUGCAUCAUAACUUUUAGUGAGACACCGUAAGGGAGCGACCUUCUGGUGUGGAAGCUUCCCCCGCCCCCCCUCCAUUGUCAGUUUUAUUGAGAUAUAAUUGACAUACAGCACUGUAGAAGUGUAAGGUACACAGCAUGAUGAUUUUAGAGUUCUUACGUUUUCUGGAUGGAAUGACUUUCUCAUGAUCAAAUUCAGUGUGGGUUUCUGCUCUCUGCUACUUACCAUGCCUUAUUUUUCCUGAGAUUGUAAAUAUCAAGGGAGUCAGAUGAUAUUCCUACGUUGUUGUAGAGUUUUGUCGGACUAUGGAUCAUCUACCACUAAUAAAUUAUAUGCUGUAUCUUUUAAAAAAUGGACUCUUUCGGGGGUUCCUAGCUGGCUCCGUCAGUAGCACAUGCGACUCUUUGAUGACCCACAGUGAUAUUACUAACUAAAGUCCGUAGUUGACAGUAGGGGUCUCUCUUUGUGGUAGGCAGUUCUGCAAGUUUUACAAAAGCAUAAUAUCAUUUGUCUACCAUGAUAGUAUCAUACGGAAUAGUUUCACCACCCGGAAAAACCUCUGUCCCACCUUCUGACCCUUCCCCCUCCCUCAACCCCUGGCAACCACGGAUCUUUCUACCGUCUCCAUAGUUUGCCUUCUCCAUAAUGUCCCAGUUAGUUGGAAUCCUACAGUAUGUCGUACUUUCAGACCGGCUUCUUUCGCUUAGCAAAACGCAUCUAAGGUUCCUCCGUGGGUUUUUGUAACUUGCUUGCUCAUUUCUUUUGAUCGUCGAAUAACACUCCCUCGUAUAGAUGUA